This is a messenger RNA of Neocloeon triangulifer, 1417 nucleotides long. Its product is annotated as organic solute transporter alpha-like protein. NCBI's taxonomy places the organism in Eukaryota, Metazoa, Arthropoda, Insecta, Ephemeroptera, Baetidae. Gene Ontology annotation, biological process: transport. The record is from RefSeq and is a predicted model, not a curated record. The transcript has 6 exons. Gene Ontology annotation, molecular function: transporter activity. Bases 130 to 1233 code for a protein of 367 amino acids.
GAAGGAGCAGGUUUUCUGAGUGGUGCGUGAAUAGUCGAACGGUCGAGAUCUACGAGAGAGGUCUCUCUGACGAAGAGACACGGAGUGCGAGGGGUCGGCUUAGUUGAAGCGAUUUUUCAAAGGGAGACAAUGACUGCCCCUUUGGAAUCGAGCCCCAUGUCAGGGCUGCUAGGGGCUGUCCUGUCCGACACACCAAUUCCGUACGUCGCUGGCCCCAAUGUCUUGGCGGCGAACGCCUCGAAUGCCACCAUCCUCCUCGCCUCCGGAGAAUGCAUACCAGACAUGAUACCCUCAGUACCAGAGUACUUGUCAGCAAUAGAUUUUGGAGGAGUUUUGAUACUUUGCCUGGGUUUGGUGGCGACAGUUUGCAUUUUCGUCCUAUUCGGAGACUGCGUGGCUCACAUCUUGCGUCACGGCCUGCCCAGAGCCAAGUCGAGCACCAUCCUCGUCAUCUCGGUCUACCCAAUGGUGGCCGUGGCUGUGAUGAUCGCGUCGAUCUGCCCGCGCGCCCAGUUGGUGGCUGAGGCGACCACGCAACUGGCCUUCACCACCUCCUGGUACAAUUUCUUUUGCCUGCUGCUGGACUACAGCGGCGGCAAAACGGCCAUCCUCAGCUCUCAAAAGCCACAAAGUCUCACCCUGACUCCCAGGGUGCCGCCGCUGUGCUGCUUCUGGUGCUGCAUGCCGCAAAAAGUAACCAUCAACAGUCGCACUUUGGCAUUUAUGCGAUGUCUGGUGCUGCAACUGCCUGUGGUCCAAGGUCUGAUUUACCUGGUGCUCUUGGUUAUGGCUGCCGAGAGUUUGUCAGUCGCCUCAGCUCAGCACGCAUUGUAUGCAGCCCCGGUCAUGUUUGUCUCAAUAUUCACUGCACUGUGGGGAAUGGGUAUGUUUGCCCGGUUUUUGGGACCUGGGCUUUUGGAAGGGUUUUUCGUCAAGCAUAAAAUGCUGUCGCUGCAGUUUGUCCUCAUUUUCUCAAAGCUACAAGGACUGGGAAUUAGGAUUGCUGGCUGGGCCGGCCUCUUCCCCUGCCACCCCGCUCUUCCGCCUACAGUUUUCGCAAAUUUGGUGUACAACACUUUGAUGAUGACGGAAUUGGUUGUGCUGAUGGUGAUUGCCUGGCGCCUUUACAAACGCCCCCUGCCCCUCAAGUUGGCCGCGCUGCCCUAUGAAUCUCAGCCCGCCUCAAAAAUGCCGUCCAUCAGCAGUGUCGUUUCAGAGAGGGCUCGCUCGUAAACUUGGCAGUGAAUCAUUUAAGAGCUGGAUCUCUUUCGCAGUCUUACCUGGAGCCUUUUGUCAGAUUAUUUUUUAAGUAUUUAUUCGCGUGCAAUCUUCAGUCCUCUCGUCGUCUCAAAAACGUGUGUGACAUAUUUAGUCACAAAUUCUUAACAAUAAAAAAGAUGAAUUUUUUAUUUAAAAA